AUGGGCACGGCCUCGUCGCUCGUGAGCCCCGCGGGGGAGGUGAUCGAGGACACGUACGGGGCCGGCGGCGGCGAGGCCUGCGAGAUCCCCGUGGAGGUGAAGCCCAAGGCCCGCCUGCUGCGCAGCUCGUUCCGCCGGGGCGCGGGGCCCGCGGGGGCGGCCGGGCCGGGGUCCCUGCCCCGCGCGGCGGGCGGCGGCGGCGGCGGCGGCGGCGGAGGAGGCGGAGGGCUGCUGGGCGCCAGCUUCAAGUCCACGGGCUCGUCGGUGCCGGAGCUCGAGUACGCGGCGGCCGAGCUCGAGCGGCUCAAGAAGGAGUACGAGAUCUUCCGGGUCAGCAAGAACCAGGAGGUGCUGUCCAUGGGCCGCCGCGAGGCCAAGCUGGACACGGAGAACAAGCGGCUGCGCGCCGAGCUGCAGGCACUUCAGAAAACGUAUCAGAAGAUUCUCCGAGAAAAAGAAAGUGCCUUAGAAGCAAAAUACCAAGCAAUGGAGAGAGCAGCUACAUUUGAACAGGACCGGGAUAAAGUGAAAAGACAAUUCAAGAUUUUCAGAGAGACGAAAGAGAAUGAAAUUCAGGACUUACUGAGAGCCAAGCGAGAGCUGGAGAGCAAACUUCAGAGACUCCAAGCUCAGGGGAUCCAAGUAUUUGACCCUGGGGAGUCUGAUUCAGACGACAGCUGCACAGAUGUUACUGCUGCUGGCACCCAGUGUGAAUACUGGGCUGGGGGAGCCCUGGGCAGUGAGCCUUCCCUCGGGAGUAUGAUCCAGCUCCAGCAGUCCUUCCGGGGGCCCGAGUUUGCACACAGCUCCAUCGACGUGGAGGGACCCUUCGCCAACAUCAACAGAGAUGACUGGGACGUUGCUGUGGCCAGUUUGUUGCAAGUGACUCCCUUGUUCUUGAACUGUCUGUGGAGUAACUCUGUCAGGUGCUACCUCCUCUACACUGAUGAGACACAGCCUGAAGUGGAUCUUUUCCUUAAGGACUAUGCCCCUAAACUCAAAAGAAUGUGUGAGACCAUGGGGUAUUUUUUCCAUGUUAUUUAUUUUCCAAUUGAUGUUGAAAAUCAAUACCUCAUCAUAAGAAAAUGGGAAAUUGAGAAGAGUUCUUUAGUUAUUUUGUUUGUCCAUUCAACAUUACCAAGCUUUUUAUGGGAAGACUGCGAAGAUGCUUUUCUCAAAAACUCUGAAGGGAAACCACGAUUGAUUUACCAUCUCUUGGAAGACGGGAAAGUCAGUUCCAACUCUGUCCAGCAAUUGAUUGAGCAGGUUUCUAAACUAAACAAGACCAGCAAAGCCAAGAUCAUUGAUCACUCAGGAGAUCCCGCUGAGGGAGUGUAUAAAACUUACAUUUGUGUGGAGAAGAUCAUUAAGCAGGACAUACUGGGCUUUGAAAACACAGACUUGGACGCUACAGAGCUAGGCAGCGAAGGUUCCAUCACAGACGAAGAUGAUCUGGGGGAUGUCCUCUGGGACAUACACGACGAACAAGAGCAGAUGGAAGCUUUUCAGCAGGCUUCUAGUUCAGCCCAUGAACUGGGAUUCGAGAAAUAUUAUCAACGUCUUAAUGACCUAGUGGCGGCUCCAGCCCCGAUUCCACCCCUUCUGGUGUCUGGAGGACCAGGUUCUGGCAAGUCCCUUCUUUUAUCCAAGUGGAUUCAGCGGCAGCAGAGCAACUCCCCCAGUACCCUGAUCCUCUCUCAUUUUGUGGGGAGGCCCAAGUCCACCAGCUCCGAGGCCACCUUGAUCAUUAAGCGGCUGAUGCUUAAGCUGAUGCAACAUUCCUGGGCAGUAUCUGCACUGACGCUGGACCCUGUGAAGCUUCUGGAAGAAUUUCCACGUUGGCUAGAAAAGCUCUCAGCACGCCACCAGGGCAGCAUCAUCAUCGUUAUCGAUUCUAUAGAUCAGGUGCAGCAAGUAGAAAAGCACAUGAAAUGGCUGAUAGAUCCUCUGCCUGUGAAUGUCAGAGUCGUGGUUUCUGUGAAUGUGGAAACCUGUCCUGCAGCGUGGAGGUUGUGGCCUACACUUCAUCUCGACCCUUUAAGUCCUAAAGAUGCAAAAUGUAUUAUACUGGCAGAAUGUCAGUCUGUGGACAUCAUGCCAAGCAAAGAACAGGAGCAGCAACUGGAAAGGCACUGUCGCUCUGCUACCACCUGCAAUGCCCUUUACGUCACUCUUCUUGGCAAAAUGAUGGCGCGCGCUGGGAGAGUGGGCAGCCUAGACACAACCCUUCCCCAGUGUCUCCAGUGUGAAGACACCGUGUCCUUAUACAGGCUCAUUCUCCGCUCCAUCCAGGACUCCCUGGCAAACGAGGGCGACAGAGAGCUCAUGAGACAGAUUCUCUGCCUGGUCAGUGUUAGCCACAAUGGCUUGAGUGAGUCAGAACUGAUGGAGCUGUAUCCUGAGAUGACCUGGGCUGUCUUGACCUCCCUGGUCCACAGUUUGCACCAAAUGUGUCUGUUGACUUACGGUUGUGGGUUGCUUAGGUUUCAGCAUCUGCAGGCCUGGGAGACGGUGAGAGUGGAGUACAUGGAAGGCCCCCAUGCCAUCUCUUCCUAUCGGCAGAAGCUCAUCAGCUACUUCGCCUUGCAGCUGAGUCAGGACCGGGUCACCUGGCGGAGUGCUGACGAGCUCCCCUGGCUCCUCCAGCAGCAGGGAGGCAGCCAGGAGCUGCAGGACUGCCUGCGGAACCUCUCCGUGUCUCAGAACCUUUACAAACGAGGACACUUUGCUGAGCUGCUUAGUUACUGGCAGUUUGUGGGCAAAGACAAAAGCUCCAUGGCCGCAGAAUACUUCGAUUCACUGAAGCAGUACGAGAAGAACCGUCCUGGUGAGGAGAACAUGACCUGCUUAGCUGAUCUUUAUGAAACGCUGGGCCGAUUUCUCAAGGAUCUGGGCCUUCUCAGUCAGGCCGUGGUGCCUUUGCAACGGUCCCUAGAAAUCCGUGAGACAGCUUUGGAUCCAGACCACCCAAGAGUUGCUCAGUCUCUCCACCAACUAGCAAGUGUGUAUGUGCAAUGGAAGAAAUUUGGAAAUGCAGAACAACUAUACAAACAGGCAUUGGAAAUCUCAGAGAAUGCAUAUGGCGCCGACCACCCCCACACAGCUCGUGAACUUGAGGCGCUUGCAACCUUGUACCAGAAACAGAACAAAUAUGAACAAGCUGAACAUUUCAGGAAAAAGUCCUCUAAAAUUCGUCAGAAAGCUACAAGGAGAAAAAGCAACUUGUAUGGAUUUGCCCUUUUACGACGACGGGCCCUACAGUUAGAAGAGCUAACACUGGGCAAGGAUACACCGGACAACGCCCGGACCCUCAACGAGCUGGGUGUUCUCUACUACCUUCAAAAUAACCUGGAAACAGCCGAGCAGUUUCUGAGGCGCUCCUUAGAAAUGAGGGAGCGAGUCCUAGGGCCCGAGCACCCCGACUGUGCCCAGUCUCUGAACAACCUGGCAGCACUCUGCAAUGAAAAGAAGCAGUACGACAAAGCAGAAGAGCUGUAUGAGAGAGCUCUAGACCUUCGGAGGCGGGCACUAGCACCUGAUCACCCUUCUCUGGCCUAUACAGUGAAGCAUCUUGCAAUCUUGUAUAAGAAAAUGGGAAAACUUAACAAAGCUGUACCUCUGUAUGAACUGGCAGUUGAAAUACGGCAGAAAUCUUUUGGCUUAAAGCACCCUAGCGUGGCUACUGCCUUGGUGAAUUUAGCAGUUCUUUAUAGCCAAAUGAAAAAGCACACUGAAGCCUUGCCCUUAUAUGAACAAGCUUUAAAGAUUUAUGAAGCCAGCCUGGGCCGGAUGCAUCCUCGAGUUGGAGAAACUCUAAAGAACUUAGCUGUACUCAGUUAUGAAGAAGGAGAUUUUGAAAAGGCUGCCGAACUAUACAAAAGAGCCAUGGAAAUAAAAGAGUCAGAAACGUCCCUUUUGGGUGAAAAAGCUCCUUCAAGACAUUCGUCAAGUGGAGACACAUUCAGUCUAAAAACAACGCAUUCAGCUGGGCGAGGUGGCUCACACGUGCAAUCCUAAACUACUCUGGAGGCUGAGAGUGGGAGGAUCAAGUUUCAAGGCUAGCAUGUGAACAAAGAAGUCUGAGUGACCUCAUCACAACCAAUUAAAAGAGAGUGCUAUGCCUCCAAGGGAAAUAUAAAUAGGAAGACUGCAGUCCAGCCCAGCCUGGGUAAAAAAUGAGACCCUACUUGACAAAUAAUGAGAGCAGAAAAGUGCUGGAGCAUGUUACCGUGGGCCAGUGCAGGACCCUGAGAUCAGACCCAGUACAGCCUACCCCAUUUCAAAGAAAGAAAAAAAAACUCACAAAAACUUACUUUCCUGCUCUCCUUCCUCAAGGACAAAGAUAAUAGUGGAAACUACAAUCCUUUGCAACUAGACUUAAAAGGGUUAAAAAUAAAUAUUUGGAACGUUAGAAUUUAAAA
This is a messenger RNA of Perognathus longimembris pacificus (Pacific pocket mouse), 4421 nucleotides long. RefSeq names its product nephrocystin 3 (gene Nphp3). The transcript is spliced from 27 exons. Gene Ontology annotation, molecular function: protein binding. Gene Ontology annotation, biological process: kidney development; convergent extension; determination of left/right symmetry. The record is from RefSeq and is a predicted model, not a curated record. Bases 1 to 4017 code for a protein of 1338 amino acids. NCBI's taxonomy places the organism in Eukaryota, Metazoa, Chordata, Mammalia, Rodentia, Heteromyidae.